Nematostella vectensis (starlet sea anemone) is the source of this 4793-nucleotide messenger RNA. RefSeq lists its product as uncharacterized. The transcript is spliced from 19 exons. The coding region runs from base 191 to 4777 and encodes 1528 amino acids. Gene Ontology annotation, molecular function: protein binding. Lineage: Eukaryota; Metazoa; Cnidaria; Anthozoa; Actiniaria; Edwardsiidae. The record is from RefSeq and is a predicted model, not a curated record.
UCCCCCCACCCCCCUUCCUGUCCCUUACCGCUGACAAUUUCGCGCCCGCACUACGGCGGGUAAACUGAAAAUGUAUUUCACGGAGGAAACAUAACUUACUGCGAAAAAAUAUUUAUGUAAUGACUCCAAAUUCAGCUACCAACCUUGAAAUGUCCGUAGAUAUAUCCUUAAACCCCAUAGAAGUACUUUGAUGGAAAUGCCAUCCGUUAAAAAGGAUAAAUACGCCGAUGGCACGCGUUCCAUUGUCGCUAUGCUGGAUCUAUCAAAUCGUGGCCUGCGUAAGAUUGAGCCUUUGCCUGAGGGGCUUUCGCCGCAAACCCUCUUAUACAAUAACAAUGAGAUCUCAAAACUUGAAAAUCUUCAGUUCUUUGCUCAUCUCCAGCAGCUUUCUCUAGCAAAUAAUCGUCUUGUGGAGAUGCGUGGAAUAUCGCAAGCUCAGGGCCUUAAGGUUUUAGACCUCAGCAAUAACAGCAUAAUGAACAUAGAAGGGCUCAGCCAUUUGAGAAGUCUGGAGUGGCUUAAUCUAUCAGGAAAUAGUAUAAAGAAAAUUGAGAACCUGGACAAGAACAUCAAUUUAUCACACUUGGAUCUAUCAGAUAACAGUGUGUCCUCCUUGUCUGAUCUCACUUUCCUAGAAAAUCUGAAGACUCUACUUCUUCAUGGUAACCUCAUCCCUUCACUCCGCCCGGUCCCUGAAGUCCUCCCCAAGAGCAUCAUCACCCUAUCAUUAGCUGAGAAUGAGUUGAAAGAUCUCACAGAGAUAAGUUUCCUGUCUUUUUUACCUGCCCUGGAACAGCUGUCAAUCAAUUCUAACCCCUGCGUCAUAUCCCACUCGAAUACACUAGAAUUUGACUACCGCUCAUACAUCGCAUGCUAUUGUGCGCGACUUCAUAAUCUCGACGGAACAUUGAUUUCCAGUACAGAAAGGAGUGUGGCAAGUAGCUUGCAAAAGAGUGGGGCUCUGAGGUCCUUCUCCCCAGGUCGACACCUUCAAUUAAUAACUUAUCUGAGUGGAAUCUCACCACCAGUCGUCCAGGCUGAGGGAAGUAGGAGUGUUGCUCAAAACACCCAAGAUUCUGAAGAGUCUCCAACACCGGCCCGCAAUACUGAAGACCGCAUUGGAGUUUCUACUGACCAGAUGUGGUCUAUAAUGCGGGCUCACGAGGGCCAGUCUACAGCAGCACAAGACUUGACAAUACAGGAUGUGUCAGACUCAGAGUUGAGCGACCAAUUGGAGUCAGAGUCUACAUACCUGCCAAUUCCUGACUCACCUACCCCUCCACAGGCAGAGUGCAGACAGGACCCGCCUCGAAGAUCACGUGAACUCCUUGUAGAAGGUGCGUCUGCAUCUGUCCGUGAACCGAACACUUUGACUGACGAUAGCAGCACCGUGCAGAUAAUUACCAACACAGUGCUUUAUCCAAACACCCUGCCUGGUGGCAGCGGUGCGGUGCAGCCCGUAGCCAGCACAGAGCGUUAUCCAAACACCCUGCCUGGUGGCAGCGGUGCGGUGCAGCCCUUGACCAACACAGAGCGUUAUCCAAACACCCUGCCUGGUGGCAGCGGUGCGGUGCAGCCCGUGGCCAGCACAGAGCGUUAUCCAAACACCCUGCCUGGUGGCAGCGGUGCGGUGCAGCCCAUGACCAACACAGAGCGUUACUUGAACGGGGAAAACAUCCUGGAGAUCGAGAGAAGCCAAAGCUACCCUGAGGACGAGCCUGAUGACAUGAGCGAGCCCGACCCUCCCAUCAUGACUGAAGAGGAAGCCAUGCGUCUUAUCAGCCUUGCUGCCACUAUUAUUCAGGCGCGUGUCCGCGGCUUCCUGGUCAGACAGAGACUCCAUUUCCAGGAAUACAGGGCCAGGAAGAACGCGGCUGUGGUUAUUCAGGCUGCUUGGCGUGGUUAUCGUGCACGGAGCUAUGAUCUUCAUGUAAUCAAUGCACGAAAUGAGAUCAGGAGCAAUAGACAGACGGCUCACAUAAACCAUCUUGCCAUGUUGGUAAACAGAUACAAAGAUGAAGCGGCCAGUGACCGUAGCAAGGUAACAGAAGCCAUCAAAUGCAUGUGGCUCGCCCUCGAACAACAGAACGCGCUCAUUCAGAGCCUUCACUCACGCGAACGCAACAGGGCAGCGGUCACCAUACAGAGAAUGUGGCGGGGUUACCAAGCUAGAAAGGUUGUACCACGUGUGCAGAUGAGAACUGGAUACUCAGCCAUGGUCACCCUGUGUAAACAACUCCAACAGCAGAUGAAUGCACUUCAGGCCGAAGUAUCCCUCUUGAAAACUGGCAAACAUCCUGAUAAACAAACAGAGCCAUGCUCUCGAACAUGGGAUAUUCCGGAGAUAAGGGUUACCCGACCAUCGAUUGGGACAAUUCCGGAGAUUCGAGUGAUCAGUGCGUCAAUCGAUAAUAACUCGGAGGGUGUCACUGACAUGGAUGAUACCGUGGAAAUCGAGCCGUUAGACCUCGGGAAGUAUUCGGAAAUUCCCGACGUCUCAGUACCAGAUGAUGAAAGCAAGGAAUGUCAACCAGUGAAGAGAGAAGAAAGUGGAGAGAAAAGCACGAGCACCCAGUCGGGCUCAGAAUUUAUUGGUUCUAUGAGUGAAGGUAAUGUUGACUUCGAGGUCGACACAAGUAGUGCUAAUAUUGCGGAGCAAACUGCUUCGGUAGAGGUGACUGAUACUAUGGGCAGUAUGGUUGGUGGAGCAUGCAGCGAUAUUUUUGUUAAGACUGAUGACCAAAAGGUUACUGGACUACAGAAGAAGGAUGAAAUUGGAAGCGAACUGGACCAUUGUGAAUUAUCUAGUAAAAGCUCGCAGCCUGAAAGCGAGCAGGUUAGGAAAAGUAAGACUCAUAACGAACAUGUUAGCCAUGCGCCUGACGGGUUGGAUACACAGGAAACAGUUGGUUCAAAAGAUGAGGAUUCUAUAACUGAACGUAAAAAGACUGACCAGAAAGAAGGAAAUUCAGAAAGUAGUGUACGUGAUUUCGAAGGGGUUCCGAUUAGUUCCGAGCUUGCACGAGAAAGACCGAGGACAGUCGGAGCCGACGCAGGAGAAUCUGUUCUACGUAACGGAAAAGGGUGUUCUUAUAGCAGAGGUACGGUAGAAAGGAAUUCCGAUGCGGAUAAAAAAACUAAACCCUGCUUACCCAGACUUACUUUUUCAAGCCCUCUGCCGUUUACAAGUGCUACUACAGAGCUAAGCGACAACGACACCGGCGACAUCCACACAGAGGCAACGAGCGAGGCUUCCCACGAAGCAGCAGGACAGGAAAAGGGAACCCUGGAGUCUAGUAGUAGAAGAGAUACCAGCAAUCAAGAACACUCGACACCCGAGCAACCAGACCAUCAAAACCAAGAACAAGCAGAAGGAUUUGGACAGAAAAAAAGAUCCGAUGAGUUGAGUGGUAAUGGGGACAACAACGAUCAAGGAUACUCGACAACUGGGCAACCAGACAGUCAAAACCAAGAACAAGCAGUGAAUUCAGUCCGCGUUGAACCAACACCCCAAGACAAAGGGCAGUCUGAACCCAUACACGCGGAGAAACUGCAAGAUAAGGUAACUGGACACCAAUCAGAUCCUGAUUCCGGACAAUCAGAGACCCCGGCCCCAGAGUCCCCAACUUCACCAACAAAACCCAAGAAGAAGAAAAUCUUACUAAGAAGUACUUCCGCUGACCAGGUACCGCGCAUGCGCAAGCUUCAGUCCACCAUGUCCAUGGACUCCUCGCAGCUGAGCUCGUCCUUGAAUUUCUCCUCAAGGCUUGGUCACCGUGCGGCCAUGAUGCUCUCCGAACUGCGGUCCGAGAUAGCAAGCCUGACGGCGAGGCAACUCCCGGAUGUCGACCUGCCAGAAUUCAGGAAGGAAAUCAGUGGAGAGGGGGGCAGCGCGUCGAAAAGGAUCACGGGAGGGAUCUCGGAGGCUCCUUUAGAGGAAGAAGCUGAAAGUGGCGGGGUGCGUACAGGAUCAUCAAAUGCUGGGGAGACGAAAUUUGAGGUAACUGAUGAUGCUGAUGACAAAGGUAAAUCAGUUGGCAAUAUUGAUGGUGAUGAUGUUCCCAGGAGACACCCAACUGACGAGAAUCAUAGUGGUGAUGAUGAUGAUGCCCUCAAAAUUAGCACUGGUGACUCCAUCCUCCCAGCUGGGAUGUAUGAGAACAGACCGAGUGAGCCUCCUUUUCCGCUAGAAUCCGGCGAGAGUAGUAGCUCCUGCGAGGUGUUCCCGAGUAGAGGGACGUCCAACGAGGCAUUAAACAACAUGCAACCCCCAAAGAGAUUCCCGCUUACUCUGGCCACUUGGAAGGACAGGGGCAGAAAGGGCGAUGACGUAGGCGACGACGGUGGGUAUAGAAAGGGCGCCUAUGAAGGCGGUAACCAAAGGCAUGUAGAAGGCGCUGAUAGGGAAGAAGAGCAAGGCAUUACCGAAGCUGAGACUUCAAACCUCGCCAAUUCAAGAGCAGACCGUACCCCACAGGAUAUCACCCCGACCGCAAACGCGGCAUUCUUCCCUCCAGAAGCUCUGGCUCUUACCUCCACACCGUUGAAACCAAGGACUGAAAAUAAAUCUGUUCGCCCUUCUUCUGAAUCCCAUCAGGGAAGCGCUGGGUCGGAAGGGUACGCCUCUCCCACUGAGCAGGGUGUCAGCGCCGGAGCUGCAGGGGUUAGCCGUAUAACGAGUAACCAGCAACGAUCGUUUACGAUGCCUGUGUUCGAGGACAUCGAGAGGAAGUCAUUUUCAAUGGAAGAUUUUAUGGAGGACAGUCUUGAAGAUUAGUAAAAAUUGGAAGUCA